Messenger RNA from Cyphomyrmex costatus, 5040 nucleotides. RefSeq lists its product as uncharacterized. The transcript has 2 exons. Bases 1 to 5040 code for a protein of 1679 amino acids. The record is from RefSeq and is a predicted model, not a curated record. Gene Ontology annotation, biological process: proteolysis; DNA integration. Gene Ontology annotation, molecular function: aspartic-type endopeptidase activity; nucleic acid binding. NCBI's taxonomy places the organism in Eukaryota, Metazoa, Arthropoda, Insecta, Hymenoptera, Formicidae.
AUGAGUGACAUAAAUACCUUGUUAACCGCUCAAAGCGACAUCCACGGUCGCAUAGCCAGAGCCGUGUCCAAUCUGAAGAAGAUGGGUGCGGGAAACAUUACUCUCCAUGCCGUGGAAACUCGUCUGGUUCUCCUUGACAAUUUGUGGGCCAAAUUUGAAAAGCAGCAUGAGCUCAUCCGAGCGCACUACAAGGAAUCGUUUGAUGAAAGUGAGUACAGUACAACUCAAUUUGCCGAUGCCGCUGAAAUUACGUACGUGCAGCAACGGAGCUUGUUGACCGAGUACGUGAUGAAGAUCAAGGCCGAGAACACAGAUCCUGCCCCUCAGGUCGAAUCGAAAGGCGACGUCUCCACUAAAUCGACACUGCCGCGUCUCAAAAUUCGGUCGUUCUCCGGAACAUUCGAAGACUGGCCCUCGUUUCGAGAUAUCUUUAUGUCCAUUGUAGGGAACAAUUCGUCCAUCUCGAAUGUGGAAAAGUUCCAUCACUUGAAACAUUGCUUGGAGGGGCCAGCUGAAACGUUAAUACGUCCGUUGACAAUUACCGGAGAUAAUUAUCUGCGUGCCUGGACAUUGCUGUGCAAACACUACGAGAACAAACGGGAGCUAUCGCGCUCAAAUUUUUGUACAUUCACCGCCGUGCCGAGAAUGAAGGGAGAUACAGCCGAAGAGCUCAGUCGAAUUUAUAAUGCUGCCAUUAGCGCGGUGAACGGCCAAGAAAGCAUUGGGAGAUCAAUCAACACUCACGGUCACGAUCUCUUUAACCAUCUCAUCAUUGAGCUCUUCGACCAGAAAACCCGCCUCGAAUGGGAGUCACACACAAAUGACUCAACCGAGUUACCAAAUCAUGAAACACUCAUGGAUUUCAUAGCAAAACGGACACUCGCUCUCAAAGCCGCGAAAACGAAAACCGCCAAUGUCUCCGGAGACCCGUCGCGAUCCGCGAAAACGCAUGUAGCCAAGAGCGCGAACCAUGCCUCCAACUGCGUUUUGUGCAAAGGGAAGCACAACGUCAUGAUGUGUGAACAGUUCAAGGUCAAGUCAGCAUCCGAUCGAAAGGCAGUAGCAGAAACAUACAGAUUAUGCUAUAACUGUCUCGGUUCUCACGCGAUUGCGAAAUGCCAGUCAAUAAAGACUUGCGCAACUUGCAAGGCUAGACACCACACGCUUCUUCAUGACGCGUACGUUGCCUCGAAACCUGCCGAAGUCAGCACGUUGUCCGCCGUGCAACAGGACGAAGAUUGCAAGGCCAUUCUACUAGCAACUGCUAGGCUCACCGUCGCCGACCGUCACGGGAAUCCGCAUCCAGUGAGAGCUCUAAUUGACCAAGGAUCAGAAGUUUCACUGAUCUCCGAGGCGCUCGUGCAACAUCUGCGUCUGCCUAGGUCCCGAGCGGAGGUCACUAUCUUCGGGAUUGGCGGCUCUAAGUCCGGAUUUACUCGAGGAAAGGUAACUCUCAAUCUCAUUUCCAAGGUCAACGGACAGCAAGUCAAAGCUGUCGCCUUCAUCCUUCCAAGACUCUCUCUCUACCAAGGGGCGGCGAUCAGACACGCAAGGUCGUGGCCUCACAUCAAGGAUCUUCAACUCGCGGAUCCAGAAUUUAUGGCCACCGACCCUGUCGAAUUGCUACUUGGUGCGGAGGUCUGUUCGAUUAUCUUGCAAGAUGGCCUUCGAAAGGGUGACCCUCAAACUCCUGUUGCUCAGCGAACACUCUUUGGGUGGAUUCUUUCAGGGGGUUGUGGAGAAAAUCAGAUUGCAGCCUUACGCAGCUCUUUCCAGUGUACCGCAGAUCAUGACUUGACUGCGCUUGUGCAACAAUUUUGGGACCAAGAGAAAGAACCUACCGCUUUCCUCGCACCCUCGCCCAACGAGCAAUUAUGUGAAGAAAUCUUCUCUCAAACGCAUACCCGCACGGAAACAGGGCGAUAUAUGGUGCGUCUACCAUUCGCCUCGAUACCAACUCCCCUCAAUGAUACAUGUCACUCCGCCCAACGAAUGCUGACUGCUAUGGAGAACAAGUUCAAACGUAAUACUCGGUUCGGGGAGCUCUACCGGGACUUCCUGAAAGAGUACGAACAAUUAGGGCACAUGGAGUUGACAUCAAAAUCAUCGGAUUCUCAAGAACAAGGCAAGUGUUACCUACCUCACCACGGAGUGCUGCGAGAGUCAAGUGCUUCGACCAAACUGAGGGUGGUAUUCAACGGAUCGCAGCCUGCGAAGACUGGCAAGUCCUUGAAUUCUCAGUUAUUGACCGGUGCCAAUCUUCUGCCUCCACUCGCUGACUUACUGACGCGAUGGCGAUGGCAUCGGUAUGUAUUCGUCGCUGACAUUGAAAAAAUGUAUCGUCAGAUACUCGUGUUUCCAGAAGACCGCGAGUAUCAGCGUAUUCUUUGGCGUCAAACAGAAAACGAUUCAAUUAACGAGUAUAAAUUAAACACUGUAACGUACGGUCUUUCAUGCGCGCCAUUUCUUGCCAUUCGCACUCUCCGCCAGCUGGCCGAUGACGAAGGAUUGAAAUUUCCGCAAGGUUCCGCUGCAUUGCGACGCGACAGUUACGUUGAUGAUAUCGUGACUGGAACGCACACCAAAUCCCAAUCAAUAGCGUUACAAACGGAACUCCGUCAGCUCUGCAUGGCGGGCGGGUUUACGUUAAAAAAGUGGGCCGCCAACUGUCUCGAAACCCUCGUUGGAAUACCAGCAGACCAUUGUCUCAUGUCAGCAUCACACUUAUGGGAGCACGAAAGCCACUCCACCUUGGGACUGAAGUGGCAUCCUGUCAACGACGAGUUCGCGUUUACGAUUCGGCGUCGUACUGUUACCAAGUACACGAAAAGAAUUGUUCUAGCGGAAACAGCUCGACUAUUUGAUCCUCUCGGAUGGCUGGCUCCGGUGGUGAUUCGCGCCAAAAUUCUCAUUCAAUCCGCUUGGCUGAAACAGCUAGAGUGGGAUUCUCCGCUUCCGGCCGCGGACGCGCUCCGAUGGCAGCGAUUUCUUGAGGAGCUUCCACAGCUUGAACGUCUUCGCAUAAAACGUUAUCUCGGAACCGGUGCCGAUGAUUCAAUGAUGGAGCUCCAUGGCUUUGCCGACGCUUCCGAGAGGGGAUUCGCAGCUGUCGUAUACCUUCGUGUCAUCUGCAAGGACGUCGUCACAAUACAUUUACUCGAAGCGAAAAGCAAAGUUGCUCCCGUCAAGCCCGUUUCCUUGCCAAGAUUAGAGCUGUGCGCCGCCGCUUUGCUGACAAAGUUGACAGUUCACAUUCGCUCAAUUUUGAACCUGUUUACAGCUCCGGUUAUACUGUGGUCCGAUUCCAGGGUCACUCUACAUUGGAUUCAAGGUCACGCUUCCCGGUGGAAGACCUACGUGGCUAAUAGAGUGUCGUCAAUCCAGGAGCUGCUUCCAACCGCACAAUGGCGUCAUGUUCCUGGAAGAGACAAUCCAGCAGAUUGUGCUUCUCGGGGAGUAGCACCGGAUGAACUAGUUCAUCACCCACUCUGGUGGUCAGGUUCCUCGUGGCUGACAAAAGAUGCCUCAACCUGGCCAAGUGGACUCCCUGAGGUUUCUUUAGAGGAGCUGCCCGAGCAGCGUAUCACCGCGCAUGCUACUAUGACAACGAGUGUCACAGAACCCGAACAGCUCCUCCGCUUUUCCACGCUUCAUCAGCUUCUGAGGAUCUCAGCGUGGUGCCUGCGCUGGCCGCGGAUCAAGGAAGCACAGCGAGAGUCCGGAAGACCGGAUCUAACCCCAGACGAGCUGGACAAGUCAUUGUUUCGAUGGCUUCAAGUAGUUCAAGCACUGCAUUACUCCAUGGAAGUUUCCGCAGUCAGGAAUCACAAGGCAAUACCACAUCGAAGCCAACUUCGAACUCUGAAUCCAUUCCUUGACGAUCACGGAGUGUUGAGAGUCGGAGGUCGCCUAAAGCACGCUAUCCUUUCACCUGACGAACGGCAUCCAAUGAUUGUACCUCCACAAUCAUAUCUCACUCGCCUAUUAGUGGAAUCGUGUCACCGCCGAACACUCCAUGGAGGGGUACAACUAACUCUGGGCAUGCUGAGCCGUCAAUGGGGGACCUGCCCAGAGGCCAUAACUCCUGCUAGACCGUUCCUAAAAACCGGCAUUGACUAUGCUGGACCAAUCUUUAUCCGCUCGAGCCGAGGACGUGGACAUAAAUCAUAUAAAGCAUUUAUCGCCAUCUUCGUGUGCCUCUGUUCCAGGGCCGUACAUCUUGAGGUUGUCUCGGACUACAGCACCGAUGCGUUCCUGGCGGCGCUCCGCCGAUUCACAUCACGAAGAGGAUUGUGCUCAGAUCUUUUUUCAGACUGUGGUACAAACUUUGUCGGUGCAGACCGACAGUUGCGAGAGCUCUUCAAAGCAUCCCGCAACGGCCGUCGCAUUGCCCAUGCCGCUGCGACAGAAGGAAUACGAUGGCACUUCAAUCCACCAUCCGCACCGCAUUUCGGGGGCCUUUGGGAAGCAGCGGUGAAGUCAACGAAACAUCACCUUCGACGAGUGAUUGGCAACGCCACUCUCACUUAUGAGGAAAUGAAUACUCUCCUUACUCAAGUGGAAGCAUGCCUUAAUUCUCGGCCACUUCAAGCACUUUCUGACGAUCCUGACGACCUAUCUGCGCUAACUCCAGGACACUUGCUCAUUGGCGCUCCAUUGCUAGCUAUUCCAGAGCCGUCGUUGAUGGAGAAGACAGCAGGCUCUCUCUCUCGAUGGCAACACCUUCAAAAAAUGCGAGAUCACUUCUGGGAAAGGUGGUCGCGCGAGUAUCUGCAUACACUGACCUCUCGUCCAAAAUGGUUCAAGUCAACCGAAGCACCUCACCUGGGCUCUCUUUGCAUUGUGACUUCCGAAAUAACUUCACCGAAUAGAUGGCCACUGGCUCGCAUCACGCAGCUGCAUCCGGGAGAAGAUGGAGUGACCCGAGUAGUGACCGUCCGCACAGCUUCCUCAGAGUUUGUUCGACCACUCGUGAAGCUAGUGUUACUGCCAGACUGCUCUUCUCCAAUCAACCCAUCCGGGGACAUAGGAGAGUAUUAA